Messenger RNA from Paramecium sonneborni, 1568 nucleotides. The record is from the annotation of a GenBank genome assembly. NCBI's taxonomy places the organism in Eukaryota, Ciliophora, Oligohymenophorea, Peniculida, Parameciidae.
GAUGCAUUUAGUGGGAAAAAUAAAUAUGAGUUGUAAAUGAGUUGAUGAUGAAAAAAAUUCAUAUAAACUAAAAAUAUAUCUUGAGAGAAUAUAAUACUGAUAGGAUAUAUGUGGAUUAUAAGAAUAGAGGAGAGAAGGAUGAUAUAUAUAUUUAUAUAUAAUAGUGAGAAUUAGAUCUUAUAAUAAUAAUUUUAAUGAAUUGCUUAACACAUAGUGGUGUUUUUAAAUCAUUAUGGACAAGACCAUUAUACAAAGCAGGUAAUUUGUAUACAUGGGGUGUUCACAGUUUGGGAUGUGGAAUAAAUUAAGAUUCAUAGAGAGACUAAUUGAGACCAAGGAGAAUUGAUGCUUUUAAUGGAAAUGUUUAAAAGGUAUAUCCAAGUGAAUUCUUCACAGCUGUGAUAACAGGUAUUGAUAUAUAAUAAAUGAUAAGAUAAUGGUGAUUUGUAUACAUUUGGUAACAAUAAAUAUGGUUAAUUGGGAUUGGGUAACACUUAAGAACAUUAAACCCCAUAACUUGUGAAAUACUUUAGAGAUAAAGGAUUAAAGGUAUUAGAUGUGGCAUUGGGAUCAAAUCAUGGAGUAGCAUUGGCUUGUAAGAAAUAAUAAAUAAUAUGACAGCUGAUGGCCAUGUUUAUACAUGGGGAGGUGCAAACAAUUCAUUCUUAGAUUAAUUAUUAUGUAAACCAAAUGGAUUAGGUGAUAAUUAUUAGAACAAUCUUUUAUAACCAUAAUGUGUAGAGAAAUUGGUUGGAACUUCAAAAGGUAAAUUUGUUAGUGCUGGCAUAAACUACUCCAUUGUAGUUAAUGAAAACAAUCAAGUAUAUGUAUGGGGAGCUGGUAAAAGAGGAGAACUUGGUAAUGGAUGUAGAUUGAAUUUCAGAUACCCAGAAUUGAAUCCAAUAUUUGAAUAAUUGACUAAGUCAGGUUAUACAAUCUAAAAGAUUAAAUCAUGUUUUGCUGGUACAUUGGCAUUAUUAAGUAAUUAUUAAUUAUAUUUAUUUAUAGAUGAUGGAAUUGUAGUAGGAUGGGGAAGAAGUUAUUACGGUUCUUUGGGUGUCAGAUAACAAGAAUAUGUUGUCACUGAUUUAGUAUAAUUUAAUCAUAAUGAAAUAGGAAAACUAUUCGCCUACUCCAGUAAACACGAAAUACUUCUAACCUAAUGAGAAGGUUGUAGAUUUUGAUUUAGGAUAUAAUCUUUCUCUUUUCUUAACUGAUUAGAAUAGAAUAUAUUUAUCAGGUUAUGAUGAGACAUAUGUACCUAGACCAAUUGAUCUACCUAAAGAUGAAAAGAUUCUUAAGUUCUCAGCAUCAAAUAAUAGCUUUGCUAUUCUGACUGGUAUUAUGUUACAGCUAUUUUAAUAGAUAAAAAUUUCUACACCUCAAAUGAAUAUGUUAUUCCUCAACAAAAAAGAAAUUUAGGAUUCUUAUUCAAAAGUCAACCUAGAGAAUUAUUUGAAUCUACAAAUAUUGAACAGUUUGGAGGAGGAUAUAGAGUCAGAUAUGCAGUAGUAAAUAAUUGAUAUAUGUGCCUAUAUCUAAAUAAAUAUACAAUAAAAACAUAAUCC